Solanum stenotomum is the source of this 1290-nucleotide messenger RNA. RefSeq lists its product as uncharacterized. NCBI's taxonomy places the organism in Eukaryota, Viridiplantae, Streptophyta, Magnoliopsida, Solanales, Solanaceae. The coding region runs from base 1 to 1290 and encodes 429 amino acids. The record is from RefSeq and is a predicted model, not a curated record. The transcript has a single exon.
AUGGAUAAAAGUUGGUUAAAUAUUAGGAAUAGAGUUGACCAAAGAUAUAGAGAUGGAGUUGAAGGUUUUCUUAAUUGGGCAUUCAGUCAAUCUGGAGUAAAUACAAUGAUUCGUUGUCCUUGUAGAGGAUGUAUGAACACCGUGUUCAAGCUAAGAAUUGAUGUAAGAGGUGACUUAUUGAAAAAGGGCUUUUGGGAUUCUUAUAAAGUAUGGGACUUGCAUGGAGAAGUAUUAGUUAGAGUUGAAAACUCUAAUGCCGCAUGUAGUGCUGAAGUAGAAGCUGAUGACAUUGAAGAGGAUGACAUUAUUGAAAUGAUUCAUGACGCUUGUGGAUAUAUGGGGAAUAAUAUUAAUUCGUCUGAGGAAAAUGAAGAACCAAAUAUGCAUGCAGCAAAGUUCUACAAAUUGUUGGAAGAAGCUCGGAUAGAACUUUAUCCUGGUUGCACAAAAGUCUCAAAGUUAUCUUUUGUUAUUAAAUUACUUCACUUGAAGUGCCUCAACCAUUGGAGCAACAAAUCGAUGGAUGAGUUAUUAAGCUUCUUUAAAGAAGUUCUUCCCGAGGGGUCAUUAUUACCUAGUUCUUUUUAUGAAGCUAAAAAAAUUCUUCGUGACCUAGGCUUGGGGUAUACAAAAAUAGAUGCAUGUCAGAAUGAUUGUAUUUUAUAUUGGCGUGAUUACGUCAAUGCCCAAUCAUGUCCAAAGUGUGGAAUGUCUAGAUGGAAAUCACUAGAAAACAAAGGCAAGAAAGUAGCUCAUAAAGUAUUGCGCUAUUUUCCAAUCAAACCAAGGCUUCAAAGAUUAUACAUGGCAAAAGAGACAUCAAAGAAGAUGAGGUGGCAUAAGGAGGAAAAUAUUGAUGACGGUGUCUUGCGUCAUCCAUCUGACUCAAUAGAAUGGAAAUCAUUUGAUGAGCAUUAUCCUUCUUUUUCAUCUGAGUUAAGAAAUGUUCGAUUAGGUUUAGCAAGUGAUGGGUUCCAACCUUUUGGAAAUAUGAGUUCAAAUCAUAGUAUUUGGCCUGUUGUUCUAGUUACAUAUAAUUUGCCACCAUGGGAUUGCAUGAAAGAUUCAUAUUUCAUGAUGCCACUUCUUAUUCCAGGUCCUAAAUCUCUAGGCAAUGAUAUUGAUGUAUACUUACAACCCAUGAUUGAAGAGUUGAAAGAAUUAUGGGAUGGGGUGGAGACUUAUGAUGCACACACAAAAUCUAAUUUUCUUAUGCGUGUGGCUCUCAUGUGGACGAUUAAUGACUUUCCUGCGUAUGGAAACCUUUCAGGAUGGUCAACNUUGGCGUGA